Molecule: messenger RNA, 531 nt
Organism: Dicrocoelium dendriticum
Lineage: Eukaryota; Metazoa; Platyhelminthes; Trematoda; Plagiorchiida; Dicrocoeliidae
Source: the annotation of a GenBank genome assembly
CUUUUCUAUUCAACUUCGCUAUUGACGAAGUCAUGGAGAUUGCAUUUACAGGACAUGACUUGGAAGGUGUGGAGCUACUCCCAGGAGAACGACUUCUUCACUUAGAGUAUGCAGACGACAUUGCCCUCAUCUGUGACAGCUCCCAGACGUGUCAAGCCGCGCUGGACAGAUUAGCACUGGCUGUCAGCCGCUUCGGGCUUUGCUUUGCACCACCGAAGUGCAAAGCGUUCCUCCAGGAUUGGCAGGGUUCGCCCCCUGUGCUGACCCUUGGUGGGGAUCAGCUAGAAGUCGUUCAGAAAUUCAAUUACCUGGGAAGUUGUAUCAGCGCCCUUGGGAUCGAAGACGAGAUCACGAACCGCAUAGCGAAAGCUCGAAGUGCUUUUGCUAACCUUCGCCACCUAUGGCGACGGCGCGACAUUACUCUCGCCCUGAAGGGUAGAGUGUACAAUGCAGCGGUACGUUCGACCUUACUGUACGGUUGCGAAACCUGGCCCCUAAGAUCGGCGGACAUGAAGAGGCUACUUACGUUCG